AUGUCUGGUGUCAAGGCUGCGUUAAAGUCCAUCAAUGAUGCGAUUCGCGGCCAAAAAUACGACGAUGCCAUUGUCCAAGCCAAGGACUUGGUGAAGAGAGACCCCAAGAACUACCAAGGUCUUAUUUUCCUUGCAUUCGCCUUGGAAAAGCAGAAUCAGCUCGGGGAAGCUGAGAUAUCCUACAAAAGAGCUACGGAAUUGCGACCUGGUGAUGCUCAGGCGUUUCAGGGUCUCAUCAAGGUGUACGAGAAGAAAGGCGUCGAGAAGUUCAGUGAGUAUCAACACACGGUGGUGUGCUUGGCACAAAUCUUCCAUCAAGCCCAAGAUCUCUACAAAGCCCAAGAUGUUGUGGACAAGUUCGUCGAUUAUGUUCGCGUCCAUGGAGAUAAGCUACAGUAUGCCGACGCUCUCUGGAUUCAGUUGCCCGAAAGCCCCUUGUAUGCUAUAUUGGAGGGUCGGUUUCCCCGACCCGACAAAACCUAUGAAACCAUUGCAUAUUUACUAGAGGAGUUCGAAAAGAAGCGCAAAAAUACCUUGGUCGGCGACAGACGGACAAGAUUAGGCGCAAAACUCAGUGAGGUUAAAGCCGAGGUCAAGUGGGAAAUAUACUCGCAAAGCAAACUGGAGCAUAUUUACCGCCAGUUCAUAAACUGGACUACCGACGAUGAAUUGAGGCGGACUUUUGAGGAGAAGCUUCUGCAUUACUGCUACGAUCGGCUGCUCGUUACCCCCGCCGGCGACAUGAAGGCGCAGGAGCACGCCAAAGUCUGUGGUUUGGCCAAAGAUAUGGUCGCUAUCAAGCAUCCGUUCAAGCUGGCGUGGGAUAUUGCCAUCGAAUGGCAGGACCACAAAGAGAUUGGCGACUGGGAUUCCAAUCUACUACGAGAUUACUGCCAUUUCUUUCCCGAUAGCGAUCUGUACAAGGUUAUUAUUAGCUUCCUUACGAGCAAUUUUUCUCCCUUCCCCGCUUUGGACGAAACGGCAAAGCCUACCAACGUAAGCAACAGCCCGGACGACAGCCCGGACGACAGCGAGGAUGACGACGACGACGGUGGGGUGCCGACCUCUUUCGUUCCGCUAACGGACGAGGAUCGCCUGAUGAUGAUAUCAGAGGGCAUUACUGGUACCGAGUCUGUGCUUGCUUACAGGAUCGUCGGGACCUACUUCCUUCAAACGGGCGAGUAUGAGAGCACGGUCGAGUUUAUGAGAAAAGCUAGACUGUUUCUCUCAAAGGAGGGGGUCAAGAUUGGAAUCUCGUAUGAAAACAGCGAUGAUGCAUGCGCUCUCUGUCUGGCCACCUCGCUCAUUUACUACCAAAGUCCCAGACAUCAUCAAGAGGCAAAAAAUCUUUUUGAUAAGGUCCUUGAACGAGACUCGACUUCGACGCCAGCGCUGAUAGGAGUUGGUCUUAUCUUUGAAGAGGAGGAGCAAUAUGACCAGGCAAUAGACUUUCUAGAGCGGGCUCUGAAACGUGACGACUCUAAUAUUCGCGUAAAAUCCGAAGCUGCAUGGGUCAAAGCGUUAAAAGCAGACUGGUCAACUGCCAAACAAGAGCUCUUCGAGUGCCUUGCCCUGUUGGAUAAGGUAGCCGCUGCAAACAAGGAACUAUUAUCAGAUACCCAGUACAGAAUUGGCUGCUGCAUUUGGAAGCUGGAUGCCAGCCGGCAAGCGAGGAAACAGCGCAAGGGAGAGUGUGCGUAUGCCUACUGGCUGAAGGCACUCAGCAGCAAUAUGAACCAUGCCCCGACUUACACAAGCCUGGGCCUCUUCUACAAGGACUACGCCAGAGAUAGGAAGCGCGCUAGAAGGUGUUUCCAAAAAGCUCUGGAGCUUUCUGCAGCGGAAGUGACUGCUGCUGAGCAGCUGGCUCGGUCCUUUGCCGAAGACGGAGAUUGGGAACGCGUCGAAUUAGUCGCUCAGAGAGUCAUUGAUUCUGGAAAGGUCAAGCCACCGCCCGGCUCCAAGAGAAAGGGCAUUAGCUGGCCGUUUGCUGCAAUGGGAGUUGCCGAGUUGAACAAACAAGACUUCCACAAAGCCAUUACUUCAUUUCAAGCGGCCUUGCGAAUCUCCCCGAACGACUAUCACUCUUGGGUGGGAUUGGGGGAAAGCUAUCACAGCUCAGGCCGUUACGUGGCGGCGACCAAGGCAAUCGUCAAUGCCCAGAGUCUCGAAGAGCAGCAGGCUUCUUCCGGCGUAUCGCACGACACCUGGUUCACCAAAUACAUGCUUGCUAACAUCAAGCGAGAACUGGGCGAGUAUGACGAGUCUAUUUCCCUGUACCAGGCUGUCAUGGAGACGCACCCCGAGGAGCAAGGUGUCAUUACUGCUCUCAUGCAGACCAUGGUGGAUAACGCUUUGACUUCGGUGGAAAGGGGAACAUUUGGAAAGGCUAUCCAGUUAGCCAUCGAUACCAUUGAUUUUGCCUGCACAACUACGGGCGACGCAAAGCAAACAUUCAACUUCUGGAAGAGCCUUGCAGACGCUAUCUCGGUAUUCUGCUUCGUGCAAAGCCGCAUGGCUAGCUUCCCCGCUGCCCAGGUCAGGAUGCUGCUGGAGGACGGCCAUCAGGAGGCCUAUGCGCUGCUUGCGACCGUGGACAAGGUCGGAACAGACGUGGUUUACGCCGAAGGAAUCUAUUCCCAUGACGAGCGGCUAGGCGUGGACUUGACGCGAUGCAUACACGCCGUCAUUCUCUCCUGCAAGGAGGCUAUCCACGUCUCGGCGGGCGACGUUCAUGCGCAGGCCGUUGCUUACUACAACCUGGGUUGGGCCGAGUACCGAGCGCAUAGUUGCCUUCCUCCUCACCUGCGAAAGAAAUACAGCAACUACGUCAAGGCAGCUGUGCGAGCCUUCAAGCGCGCAAUCGAGCUGGAAAGCGGCAAUGGCGAUUUCUGGAACGCCCUGGGCGUGGUCACCAGCGAGAUCAACCCGGCAGUGUCGCAACACGCGUUUGUCAGGAGCUUGCAUCUCAACGAGCGAAGCCCUGUCGGAUGGACGAAUCUAGGCGGGCUGGCGCUUCUGUCUGGCGAUUGCGGCGUUGCAAAGGAGGCUUUUACUAGAGGCCAGUCCGCCGACCCGGAAUACGCGCACGCAUGGCUCGGCCAGGGGUUCGUGUCCUUGUUGCUUGGCAACGUCAAGGAAGCCAGGGGCUUGUUCACGCACGCCAUGCAAAUCGCCGAGGCCUCUUCUGUCCCCACCCGGAAGCACUAUUCCGCGUCCUCGUUCGAUCACAUGCUGACUGCACCCGCGAGUACGACGGUGACGUCGCUGAUUCAGCCGUUGUUCGCUCUCAGCCAGGUGCAGAGCUUGAAUCCUCAAGACCUGACGUUUGGUCACCUGUCGGCCAUGUUUCAAGAGCGCACGCGGGACAGCUUAAGCGCCGUGAGGGCGCUGGAGAAGCUGUGCGGCGCCAUCGAGAGCGACUACGAAAUGACAGAGUCGAAGGAGAGCCUCGCCCGAUUCACACUGGCGCGAACCGAUCUCGCAAGAGCCCACCUGGCUGCCGGGCAGUAUCAGGAAGCGGUCGAGUGCGGCGAGAUGGCUCUCGGCCUGAGCAGCGACGAGAGCGAGAGCGAGCUGAGCGGAGAGCAGAGGAAGAUGGCCCGGCUGUCGGCGCACCUGACAGUCGGCAUCGGACAAUACUUUGCCGGCGCGAACGAGGAAGCUGAGCGGUGCUUCGAGCUGGCUCUCGGGGAGUCGGACAACAACCCCGGCGUCACCUGCCUGCUGGCGCAAGUGCUGUGGGCGCAAGGCACCGAGGCGUCGCGGGACAAGGCUCGCGAGGCGCUGUUUGGCGUCAUCGAGAGGCAGCCAAGCCACGUGCAGAGCGUCUUGCUGCUGGGCGUCGUCGCCCUGCUGGAUCAGGACAAAGGCAGUCUGGAAGCGGUGGUGGAGGAGCUGCAGGGGCUCCGCACCAGCGACCAGGUCACGGCGACGCAGCAGUCGCAGAUUGGCGAGGUGCUCCGCUCCAUUGCCGGCACGGCGGACGGACACGGGGAGCAAGGCGUGAUGCACCAGGUGCAAGGAGACGUCAUGCUGCACCCCCAUCUUCCACACGGCUGGUCGGCGCUCGCCCAAGUCACGGGCGACAUGAACGCCGCGCAAAUGGCUCUCAAGGUUGCCGCGAGGGGCCUUCCACCGCGAGGCAGCUUGGAAGCCGAGGAGAUUGCGCAGGCGUACGCUGGCACAGGCACGGCAGCCGAUGCGCAGAGAGCGGCAUUCUUGUCACCGUGGCAAUCAGUCGGUUGGACGGCGUUGGCAGCCGCUGCCGAGGCUGUGUAG
Ustilaginoidea virens is the source of this 4281-nucleotide messenger RNA. RefSeq lists its product as uncharacterized. NCBI's taxonomy places the organism in Eukaryota, Fungi, Ascomycota, Sordariomycetes, Hypocreales, Clavicipitaceae. Gene Ontology annotation, cellular component: Ski complex. The record is from RefSeq and is a predicted model, not a curated record. Gene Ontology annotation, molecular function: protein binding. The transcript is spliced from 2 exons. The coding region runs from base 1 to 4281 and encodes 1426 amino acids.